This is a messenger RNA of Cladophialophora psammophila CBS 110553, 582 nucleotides long. RefSeq lists its product as uncharacterized. NCBI's taxonomy places the organism in Eukaryota, Fungi, Ascomycota, Eurotiomycetes, Chaetothyriales, Herpotrichiellaceae. The record is from RefSeq and is a predicted model, not a curated record. The transcript is spliced from 2 exons. Gene Ontology annotation, cellular component: intracellular membrane-bounded organelle. The coding region runs from base 1 to 582 and encodes 193 amino acids. Gene Ontology annotation, biological process: vesicle-mediated transport; protein transport.
AUGAUCAACGCUGUUCUGGUCUUCAACAAUAACGGCCAACCGAGACUGACAAAGUUCUAUUCUCAACUAGACACGGCGACUCAGCAGUCUCUGCUCUCCCAGAUAUUCAACCUUGUGUCAGCUCGACCAGCUUCUGCCUGCAACUUCCUGCCUCUUCCUCCCUUGUUGGCUCCCACCGGCACGGGCACCAACACUUCACCAGACGCACCCACCCAAAUCACCUAUCGCCAUUAUGCCACUCUCUACUUCAUCUUGAUCUCGACCUCCACCGAGUCUCCUCUAGCAUUGCUGGACUUCAUCCAGGUGUUUGUCGAGGCUCUGGACAGACUGUUUGAGAAUGUCUGCGAACUCGAUCUGAUUUUCGGGUUCGAAACUUUGCACGCCGUUCUUAGCGAAAUGGUCGUCGGAGGUGUUGUUGUCGAGACAAACCUGGACAAGAUUGUGGAUGGUGUCAGAACAACUGAGGGUGUCAAGGGGAAACGAAAAGCUGUCAAUGCCAACGACUCUACCGGCUCCAUCGGGAGAGGCACAGGAUUUGCUAGUCUUAGAUGGGCCACUGGUUCAGGAAGGAGCUGGAGGUGA